This is a messenger RNA of Rhea pennata, 1987 nucleotides long. It is a transcript of the gene C2H7orf25, whose product is annotated as chromosome 2 C7orf25 homolog. The coding region runs from base 182 to 1651 and encodes 489 amino acids. NCBI's taxonomy places the organism in Eukaryota, Metazoa, Chordata, Aves, Rheiformes, Rheidae. The transcript has 2 exons. The record is from RefSeq and is a predicted model, not a curated record.
GAGGGGGGUGACAUGGCUGCCCCGGACAUCUCGGGGGGCGAGGGAGCCUCCUGAUGAGCAGUUAGACCCGGGAAAGCCCCUCUCAGUGCUUUAUUUAAAAGCCACGCUUUGUGGAAAGUUUUCUGUUUAAGGAAUAGUUCUUCUUUUGACAUAAUGGUAAUAAAACCGGCUCGUGUUUGUAAUGAUUUUCCUGGAAAAACUGUACCUUGUGUUUCAGGUUUGCUUUCCUUUAAAAGCUGCUGGUGAGCCUCACCUCAUUCACCUCGUGCAACUGAGACCGCAGCAAUGGGAGAUCCUGAGGGAUCUUGGGGGGCUUUUCCUCGUUACUAGUGAGAAUAAGCACGUGGCAGCGGUUUCCUGUCUCAGGAAUAAUGUUUCCAACAUGUCUGUGCAAUCUCUGCUUUGUGAAAGAAUUGCUGUUGCCAAAGAAUUAAUCAAGAGAGCUGAAACCCUUUGCAAGUCCCAGAAAGGGAAUAUGCAAGGUGGGGCAAAGCUAUGCAGCAAACUGAAGGCUGAGUUAAAUUUCUUAAACAAGGUGGAGGCAGGGAAAGUGGCUAUCAAAGAAUCCCAUCUGCAGAGUACCAACCUUACCCACCUCCAAGCCAUUAUUCAGUCAGCAGAGAACCUGGAGGAUGUUGUUAGUGUCCUCCAUGUUUUUGCUUAUGAAGAUAAGUUUGGUGACAAACAGACACUGGUGGUAGAUGUUGUUGCAAAUGGAGGUCACACGUGGGUGAAGGCCAUUGGUCGGAAGGCUGAGGCCCUGCAUAACAUCUGGCUGGGAAGAGGGCAAUAUGGUGACAAAAGCAUCAUUGAGCAGGCAGAGGACUUCCUACAAGCAAGCUGUCAGCAGCCAGUGGAGUACAGCAAUCCCCACAUAAUCUUUGCAUUCUACAACAGUGUGUCCAGUCCUAUGGCAGAGAGGCUCAAGGAGAUGGGAAUAUCUGUACGAGGAGACAUUGUUGCUGUGAACUCAGUGGUAGAACCAUCUAUAGAAAACCAACACCGAAGUGCCAGCGAAUCAGAUGAAGAAGGCCCUGAACUCCUGCAGGUGACCAGAGUAGACCGGGAGAAUUUAGUGGCCAGUGUUGCUUUUCCCACCCAGAUCAAAGUGAAUGUGUGCAAUAGAGUUAACUUGGACAUCACUACCUUAAUUACCUACGUCUCUGCUCUGAGCUAUGGUGGCUGCUACUUCAUCUUCAAGGAAAAAGUGCUAACGGAACAAGCGGCUCAGGAGAGGAGGGAGAGAGUUCUGCCUCGGUUGGAUGAGUUCAUGGCGGGGAAAGACCUCUUUGCCUGUGAGUCUGCUGUCAGAGAUUUUCAGUCCAUCUUGCAAACCCUGGGAGGACCUGGGGAGAAAGAACGAGCUGCGUUGCUCAUUGAAAGAAUUAAUGUGGUGCCAGAUCAACCAUCUGACCGUGCCUUGAGGCUAGUGGCAAGUUCAAAAAUCAACAGCCGUUCUCUAACCAUCUUUGGGACAGGAGACUCUCUAAAAGCCAUCACCAUGACCGCAAAUAGUGGUUUUGUGAGGGCAGCGGCUAACCAAGGUGUCAAGUUCAGUGUUUUUAUCCAUCAGCCAAGAGCAUUGACAGAAAGCAAAGAAUCUGUUGCUACACCUGUCCCAAAGAGCCGCCCACCAGAUAAUGGACUCUAAGUCAUUAAGUGAGUUAGUCAUUGAAAUAAUCUGUUUUGGAGGAUGAGUUUUUCCUCUUGUGGCAGAUGCUGCAAUGGAGGUUUUUGGAGGAAUGCAAGAGUCAUAACAAUACUUGUGUGUGUGUGUGUGUGUGUGUAUCAGUGAAAAGAGUAACUGUAGCAGUGGAAGAGUUACUCUAGGGACUUGAAAUAUCUUUAUUCAAUUUUUUCUUUUUUUUUGUUCAGCUGACCUGCAGUAAUUUAUUCACCAAGGUAAUAAAUUUUCAGUGAAAAUUGUUAACUGUCUUACAGUAUAUAAAUUGUAUGCAUCCCUAUUAAAGUGUUCAGUUGAAGCACA